Manis pentadactyla (Chinese pangolin) is the source of this 1056-nucleotide messenger RNA. It is a transcript of the gene TBATA, whose product is annotated as thymus, brain and testes associated. The transcript has 9 exons. Bases 1 to 1056 code for a protein of 351 amino acids. The record is from RefSeq and is a predicted model, not a curated record. Lineage: Eukaryota; Metazoa; Chordata; Mammalia; Pholidota; Manidae.
AUGGCUACAGAGGUGAAGACCCAACAGGCUGAACAUCCAUUGAUGAGUCCAAGAGCUGAGCUGAGACCUGAGAAGAAGCCAGGGCACAGGCCAAGGAGUCAAGGGGACGACGGGCUGCAGAAAGAACUGACGAUCCCAGGGAUCGUGGAUCUUGAGCUGAACCGAGAGGCACUGAGGACCCCGAAGCCCCAAACCUCCACCACCUAUCGCUUUGGCCGCCUCAGCCACCACUCCUUCUCCCGGCACCAUCCCCACCCACAGCGUGUGACCCACAUCCAAGAUCUCACCGGAAAGCCCGUCUGUGUCGUCAGGGACGAAUUCUCUCUGGCCCCCUUGCCUCAAUCCACACUCUUUUCCCGCUGUUUGAUGGGGAUGCCCACCAUCUCCGUUCCUGUUGGAGACCCACAGUCCAAUCGGGACCCCUGGCUUUUUUCUGAGGCCUGGAGGAAGGAGUUAAAGGACCUGGCUUCCCGGGUGGCCACGUUCACAAAGGAGAAUGAGCUGAAGAACAAAGAGCAGAAGGAGGAGCCUCAGCGGGAGCAGGGGGCAAAGUAUUCAGCAGAGACCGGGAGGCUCAUCCCUGCUGCCACUCAAGCCAUCAGCCGCUGCCACUCACGCCACUCACGCCGACAGAACUACCCUUCGGGCAGAGCUGGAGGAGCCCAGACCUUCAUCCUGCAGGAUCAGGAGCUGCUGAUCCUGGAGCUCCUUUGUCAGAUUCUGCAGACGGAUUCGCUGAAUGCUAUCCAGUUCUGGCUACUCUAUGCUCCCCCAAAAGAGAAAGACCUUGCAUUAGGGCUCCUGCAGACAGCAGUGGCUCAGUUCCUUCCCCAGCCCCUAGUCUCCAUCCCAGCAGAAAAACUUCUGAACCGGCUCCAGGAAGCCCAGGAAUCACCUCAAGAGAGGCAACAGCCACCCUACAGCCAAUCCCCGAAGAAGAUGAAGACACCACCUCUACCAAAAAGCGAAAAACCAGAGAAUAUUGGGAAAGCGCAAGUUCUCCAGCUACAUUCAAACCAGAACACGGAAGAGAAAGCGUCAAAGCCGGAGUGCUGA